Molecule: messenger RNA, 3559 nt
Organism: Saitoella complicata NRRL Y-17804
Lineage: Eukaryota; Fungi; Ascomycota; Saitoellomycetes; Saitoellales; Saitoellaceae
Product: calcium ATPase
Exons: 2
Coding region: 210-3509 (1099 amino acids)
Biological process (GO): sodium ion export across plasma membrane; proton transmembrane transport; intracellular sodium ion homeostasis
Cellular component (GO): membrane
Molecular function (GO): ATP hydrolysis activity; P-type sodium:potassium-exchanging transporter activity; ATP binding
Source: RefSeq, a predicted model, not a curated record
CCCGCCGCAUCCGCAUUCAUGGCGCAGAAAUCCGUGCUGGCUCUCCUGACCGCGAUGCCGGCCCCGUUCGUCGUCAAUUCACUCUUCCCCCUCCCAUCAGCGGUGUCCCCAUCCCCGGUGUCGCAUUCUCCCGCACCCUCACCACCGAGGUCGAGCCUGUUGGUUCUUCCGCCCGUGGUGGUGGCCGCGAUGAAGAUGAUUACAUCCGUAUGAUCAAGUUCGCCGAGCCUGGGAUUCCGUUGAGUAGGACCAGGACGUCUAUGAGUGGGAUGUCUACGGCGAGUGGAAUAAGUGCGAGGAUCUCUCGUCGUGGAAGUUUCGGACGUGAGGAGGUUCCGGCGGAACUUAGAAUUCCUCCCAUCUACCGCACCCUCUCCAUCCAAGUCUCCAACUCUGUCGCCCGCCCCGAGGUAAAACCCCCCACCAAAGCCGCCGGCGACGUCGCCUCCCUCGACUGGCACACAAUCCCCGAACCCGAACUCCUCGCCCGCGUCGGCCUCGCUUCCCGCCCCACCGGUCUCUCCGCCUCCUCCGCUGCUACCCGUCUCAAGGAAGGCGGCCGUAACGAAAUCACCCCUCACCGCCCCAACCUCGUCAAGAAAUGGCUCGAGUAUUUCUUCGGAGGCUUUGGGUCCUUGUUGUUCAUCGCUGCCAUCGUCUCCAUUAUCUCGUGGAGGCCGUUGGGUGAUCCGCCUGAGGUGCCCAAUUUGGCGUUGGGUGUGAUUUUGUUGGUUGUUAUUUGUAUCCAGGCUGGGUUUAACGCUUAUCAGGAUUGGAGUACGACGCGUGUUAUGUCGUCCAUCGGAAACCUCUUGCCGGCUGAAGCUCUUGUCUUGCGUGAUGGUCAGCAGACUCGUAUCGCUGCGGCGGAGUUGGUCGUCGGUGAUUUGAUUUAUGUCAACCUUGGAAACAAGAUUCCGGCUGAUAUUAGGAUGCUCGAGGUUUCGUCUGAUUUGAAGUUCGAUCGGUCUGUGCUAACGGGUGAAUCGGAUGCGAUUGCGGGGACUGUUGAGUGUACUGAUCCGAACUUUAUGGAGACGAAGAACGUUGGGAUGCAGGGUACGCACUGUGUUUCUGGUUCUGGUCUCGGUGUCGUCAUUCAGACUGGUGAUAUGACCGUCUUUGGACGUAUUGCCAAGUUGUCUUCGUCUGGUGGCGGUGCCAUGACUACGCUCCAGAAGGAAAUUCUGCGGUUCGUUAUCAUCAUCGCUUCGUUGGCCGUGUUCACAGCAGCUCUUGUUGCGAUUCUUUGGGGUGCGUGGUUGAAGAGGGAUUACCCCAAUUACCUCAACACUUCUGCUAUCCUCAUCGAUAUCAUCACUGUCGCUGUCGCUUUCAUUCCCGAGGGAUUGCCGGUUUCUGUCACGUUGUCCUUGACCAUCAUUGCGAAUGCGAUGAAGAGGAACAUGGUUCUGUGUAAGAGUUUGACGACUGUCGAGACGUUGGGUGCCGUCAAUGUGCUUUGCUCUGAUAAGACUGGUACGUUGACGCAGAAUCGGAUGUUUGUUCAGAACACGGCUAUCUUGGAUCAUGAGGUUCACAGUGAUCGUGCGAGGGAGGUUGUUGUCGAGGACCAGCCUCUUGGCAAGGCCAUCGUGCAGCUCCAACACGUUGCUGCUCUUAACGACGCCGCUCAGUUCGAUGCAGCAACUAUGACCCUUCCAUUGCUCGAGAGAAAGAUCAAUGGUGAUGCCACCGACACCGCCAUCCUCCGUUUUGCCGAACAGCUUGGUGGACCUGGUUCUUACGUUGCCGAUCUUUACAAGUCCUUCCACAAACUCUUCGAGAUCCCGUUCAACUCUCGCAACAAGUUCAUGCUCCGUGUAUUCCGUCCGCAGGGUGGUGAAGAUCCCACGCGUGAUGUGGCGCGUGCGAUGUCUGCCGGCGAAACCAAGGAUUUCGAUAUCGAGGGUGGUGAUAUGAUUCUGUUCGUCAAGGGUGCUCCGGAUGUUUUGAUGCCUCGUUGCGCUUCGUAUGUUCACCCGGAUACCGCAGAGGUCUUGGAGCUCGAUGAGGCUGCAAAGGAGAGGAUUGCGCAGUUGCAGCAGACUUGGGCUUCCCGUGGUCAGCGUGUUCUUCUUCUUGCCAGGAAGGUCUUGAAGUCGAAGAUUGUUCCGCAGAAUGUUCAACCUGAGGACACCGAGUUUGCUGAUAUCAUUAUGGAGGCAAACACGGAGUUGGUUAUUGUCGGCUUGGUUGGUAUCGUUGAUCCUCCCCGUACGGAGAUUCCUGAUGUCGUUGCCAUCAUGAGGAGAGCUGGUAUUCGAUUCUUCAUGGUUACUGGUGACUUUGCAUUGACUGCUGCUGCCAUCGCAAGGCAGUGUGGUAUCAUCACCGUCGAUAACCCCGAUGAUCUUUCCGCUCUUGAUGCUGGUGCUAGCUUCGAGUCCGUUGUCAAGUAUGACCCCGAUAUGCCUGAAGAGGAGAAGAGGAUGAAGUCUAUCGUCCUCAGUGGUAAGGAUCUGGAAACCAUGAACGAGGCCCAGUGGGAGCAGCUCUGUCAGUAUGAUGAGAUCGUCUUUGCCCGUACCACCCCUGAGCAAAAGCUGAAGAUUGUCAAGGAGUUCCAGGCUCGUGAUAACGUUGUCGGUAUGACUGGUGAUGGUGUCAACGACGCUCCUUCUCUCAAGGCUGCUGAUAUCGGUAUCGCCAUGGGUGGUGGAUCUGAUGUUGCUAUGGAAGCUGCCGACAUGGUCUUGCUCGAUUCUUUCGCGUCGAUGGUUGUGGCUAUCGAGUAUGGUCGUCUUGUGUUUGACAACCUGAAGAAGGUCAUCAUUUACUUGCUUCCUGCUGGUUCGUUCUCUGAGCUCUGGGCCGUUCUUGUCACUAUCUUCUUCGGUAUGCCCCAGGCUAUCUCCUCGAUUCAGAUGAUUAUCAUCUCCAUCUUGACGGACUGUAUCGCGUCCAUGAGUUUGAUGAUGGAAAAGCCCGAAGCUGAUCUGUUGACCCGCAAGCCCCGUAACCUGAAGAAAGACCGCUUGGCCAACUCCAAGUUGCUUGGUCAGGCGUAUGGUUUCUUGGGGUUGUCCAUGUUGGUUUGUGCCAUGUCCAUGGCUUUUCGUGUCUACCGCAAGAACGGUAUCCCCUUUAGUGCGCUCUGGUUGUCCUUCGGUACACCCAAGGUGAACGGCGUGGAGAUCGAUGCUCAGUUCUACCAAGAUAUCACGUACGAGGCCCAGUCGACCUACUUCGUUACCUUGGUUUUGAUGCAGUGGUUCAACUUGUUGGCCACCCGUACCCGUCGUUUGUCCAUUUUCCAACAGUCUCCUAUCCUCAACCCGGCUACGUCAAACUACUACCUCUUCGGUGCCAUGGCUAUUAACCUCUGCAUCUUGUUCUUCUUCCUUUACGUGCCUGCUUUCCACCACGCGUUCGGUACCAGGCCCGUUCAGGUUGAGUACUGGUUCAUUCCGCUUGGCUUUGGUACAGGGUUGUUGAUCCUCGAUGAGAUCCGUAAACUCAUCGUCAGGAGGUUCCCGCAGUCCUUCUUGGCGAGGAUUGCUUGGUGAUGGGGGUGGAGUGUUGGUGUAUGAUAUGAUCAUGAAUCGUGAAGAUUGAU